AUGAGUUCCGGGAAGAUUGUAAUCCUAUAUUUCCGUAAAGUUUGUAUACGCAUUACUAUCCCUACCCCUCCCCCCUCCGUGCAGGAAGGGCUAGAUAUUUCGGCCCACGUCAGUUGUUGGGAAAUUAUCGUUCAAAGGGAUGCGGGAUUGCGAGCUUACAAAAACAUUGCGACAAAUAAAAUAUUCUGCAUAAUAGCAAAGAACGUACAAGUCAAUAACGACAAAUCGUCGGAAAUGUCGGAUAUUGCAACAUUUGCUUGA
Messenger RNA from Cylicocyclus nassatus, 261 nucleotides. The record is from the annotation of a GenBank genome assembly. NCBI's taxonomy places the organism in Eukaryota, Metazoa, Nematoda, Chromadorea, Rhabditida, Strongylidae.